GCUCGUUCGCAGUGCGUUCUAAAUAAUAUAGUCGGUUGUGACAAAAUAAAUGCUUUGUGCGUGUUGAACUUGGUUGCCCUCCGUUUUUGGUCCGCUAUUAACACCAGCCCUUGGGAACCUCUCCCGACGGUGCAGGACAGUGCAAAGCAAUAAUCAAAACAAGGAUGUGAAGUGUUAUCACAAUGAAUGAUCAUUGUUGAAUGGAAAUAGUCUUCAAUGUGCUGCGUAAUAUGUUACAAAGGGUCUAAGCUGUUGUGUGUGUUUGCGUGUGUGUGUUUUGUUUUCUCUCUAUGUGUGUACCGUUUGGGUCGCCCUUUCCCUCAUUGGAGGUUGUGCACGAUCACUGAAUGAUCCAUGAUUCUCGAUCAUCCAAAAAGGUUCCCCAUUUACCGUCAGUGUGUUGUGCGUGUGUGUGUGAUUUGAUAGGACACGUUCUUAUCAACUGACAGCAGUAGAAGUGUUCCGGUAGAAGAUUUGUCGUACCGUCCCGUACCGACCCAAACUGAAAAGGGCACACAUUCACCAUGGACACCACCGUCGUCGAUCAAAAAGGCAACGCUGGCCUACCAAUGAAGCUGCCAGGAGCACCAUUGAAUCCACCAAUGAUCGAUUCGAACGAGGAUCCACAUCCGAGUCUAUCCGAUUGGCACGACUACGAACCGAACCUGGAGUUUGAUGACACCGAGCUGACCCAUCCAUCGCCAGAACCGGGAACGACUACCGUGUUUGACGAUAUCAACUAUUCCGCCGAAUUUGAAAUCCCAUCGGAGGACGAAAUCAUCAAAACCACUCUCGAGGCGGACAAUUACGAGGAACAGCUGACGAUGGUUGGGCACGACGAGAACGCCAUCCGGAAGGAUUUCAAGCGGCGAAAAUUCAUCGAAUUCAUCGGCACGGAUAAGCAGGGCCAACCGAUUAUAGCGAUCUACGCCUGCAGGUUACCGGAACGGAAAGAUCUGAACUCGAAUAUUUUUAUUGAUUUUAUUAUAAAAUCGAUGGAAGAAUUCGUCCAGAAUGACUACAUCAUCGCGUACUUCCACCAGGGUAUGAAGGAUAACAGCAAACCAGCGCUCCAGUUCCUGUGGAAUUCGUACAAAGAGCUCGAUCGAAGCUUUAAGAAGAACUUAAAGAAACUAUACGUGGUCCAUCCAACCACGUUCAUCAGAAUGGUGUGGUUCUUCUUCAAACCGAUCAUCAGUGAAAAAUUCAAGAGCAAACUUAUCUACACAAGCAGUCUGGACGAGCUGAAACAAUCACUCGGACUGAACACACUGAAAGUGCCGGAUCCAGUACGAGAAUUCGACGAAAAGAUCAACAACGGCACUCGAUACACGCUGCGGGGCAGUAAAUCUAGUCUGAAGAGUAGCCGGUCACUCGAGAACCUCCCCAAGUCGGCACAGUUCGGUGUGUCGUUGCGGUUCAUCAUCGAAAAUAGCGCCUGCCUCAACUGUAUACCGCCGAUCGUGCGAAAGUGCGUCGACCAUCUGUCACUACCGGACGUGGUCGAAACGGAAGGCAUUUUCCGCCGAUCAGGCAACUACGCACGAAUAAAAGAGCUUCGCGCUAAGAUCAAUGCAGGCGAAGAGGUGCAACUAUCCAACGAAGACACACACGUCGUAGCCUCGCUGCUGAAAACGUUCCUGCGCGAGCUUGAAGAACCACUGCUCACGUACGAGCUGUACGAAGACAUUACCCAGUUCAGUGAAUGGAAAACGGAGGAGCAACGUUCACGCAACGUCAAGCAGCUGUUACGCGAACGGCUACCGGAGGAAAACUACGAACUGUUCAAGUACAUCGUCGAGUUUCUGGGCAAAAUAAUGGAGCGCAAAGAUUUCAACAAAAUGACCUCCUCCAAUCUGGCGAUCGUGUUCGGUCCGAACUUGAUCUGGCCAAAGCAGGAACAGAUGUCACUGGACGAGAUUGGCCCCAUUAAUGCGUUCAUUGACUACGUGCUGCAGCACCAGGACGACAUCUACUUUGUGGAUAUCAACAAAAAGGAUCGCGGUGCGUACGAUUAACAGCGGCUGAUCUAAGACGGCUCUCGCGGGUAAGGGUUGGUAAUGGAGCGGGAGCCAUCUUACGGUGGACGAUCUACAAAAACACACAUUGGAACGGAAACAUUCUAUUUUACAAGCGAUAAAUACCAAGUAUAUCAUAGCUGUUUUUUGUGUAGAGAUGUGUACGGUCUUGCGAGUGACCUUUCUCGCAGAGGAAACACUCCUACCAAUUUAUCUAGUGUUGGUCAACUGAUAAGUAGUGCAGAAUAUGUUAGCUUUAAGGAACUCUUGAAGGAAGGUGUGAGUUGAAGCGCAUGCGGACCGAGACUGUGUGUAUAGCGAGGAUUGUGUUUGAUAUAGUUGUAGCACAAAAGGGAACGGGGAUAAAAGGGAAAAUUCGUUUGGAAAGGCUCGAAACUAGAGGGAAGCUGCUUCGUAGGUGGUUUCCUUUAUUUUUUGGGUUUCCUUUUCCUUCCAUUUGUUCUAGUUGUGUAAGUGUAAGAUGAUUUUAAAUGCAAUUGAAACAGAGAGUGUAAUACAGUUAGCUAGCUAGUGUGUAAUGGGUUCGGUUGGAAUUGAGGUUAUGGAUGCAGAACACAGAUGUGAACAGAUCUGAAUCCUGCAGUUCCUGUGGUAUUUGUGCAAGUUUGUGGUAAGAUUAUUGUAAAAUGUAUAAAGUAGCACGUUGGAUAGCGUAUUGGCAAGCGAGAUAGUCAGAGAAAUAUGAAUUGUUGAUCAUUUAUUAUUAUUUUUUAUUUUUUUUUUAGCGGAAUAAAUUCUAACAAGCGAGAGCUGCUAGGUAGGAAGAACGGAAAAUAGUGAAGAAAAAGUUAACCAUUACAAACCCAGAGUAUCUGAUUGUAGGGCCAGAUGCAUAUCCUCGAAGAGGGAAAACCAAAGAAAUCACGAUAAAACACAAAAAUUCCAGACAAACAGCACAAAACUUAGGGGAAUUCAUUUCCUCCCGUCCGUGUACAACGCCAACAUUUGCAGCCAUGUCCAUAGAGAGAAGGCAAACUAAACUAGCUAUCAUCAAACAGGUAGCAUCACGUUUCCAUUACUAAUUCAUUAGUCAGCAAAUCAAUUCAGCAAUAGUAGUGUGCGCAACCCGAUUACACGAAAAAGAGAGGAAAAUUACUGACGAAGGCCAAACCACAAUUUUAAUCGAGAAUUUUAAUAUAAUAUACAUAACAAUAAUGUGAGGGAAAACAUGAAAUCAACACGUAUACAUGGUGUUUUGGUUUUUGGAAAAGAACCUGGACGAGCAAUUAAUUGUUGCAAUCUUAGAAGAACCCAAUAAAAGGGCAACGGAAAUUCUUCAAAUACGGAAUAAAAGAAUUCGUUAAAGUCGGAACAUCACCCAUACUAAAAUACAAGUGCAGGAAAUUACAAGUAUUAACACUAAAAUCAAUUAUUCAAUGAUAGCGAUGUAGGGGAGGCAAAAUAAUAUCAAAAAACCAUCCAAGUCAAACAUACAAUUCUCUACCCACGAACUUACACGCGGUGUAAUGCCCUGGAGGCACAUUUCCCGGGAGGAUCAUAAACUUUAACAAAAACAUGUGAGAUUCAAAACAAAAAAAAAUCAAUAAAUUUACACACGUAAUGAAUAA
Molecule: messenger RNA, 3607 nt
Organism: Anopheles funestus (African malaria mosquito)
Lineage: Eukaryota; Metazoa; Arthropoda; Insecta; Diptera; Culicidae
Gene: RhoGAP68F
Product: rho GTPase-activating protein 68F
Exons: 9
Coding region: 525-2018 (497 amino acids)
Biological process (GO): small GTPase-mediated signal transduction; negative regulation of endocytic recycling
Cellular component (GO): cytoplasm
Molecular function (GO): GTPase activator activity
Source: RefSeq, a predicted model, not a curated record